AUGUCUAUGGUGAGGUCCAUCGAGUUAGUGCUGCCCAAGGAUGCAGUGUACCUGGCUGGCUCCAACCUAAAGGGGCAGGUGAUCCUCACCCUGAACAGCACCCUGGUGGACCCCGUGGUGAAGGUGGAGCUCGUGGGGAGGGGCUACGUCGAGUGGAACGAGGAGAUCGGGGCCUCCCGUGAUUACAGCAGAGAGGUCAUCUGCAACAAUAAGGCCGACUACGUGCACAAGACGAAGACGUUCCCGGUGCAGGAUAAUUGGUUAAGCGCAGGCAGCCACACCUUUGACUUCCAUUUCAACUUACCUCCCAGGCUGCCCUCCACCUUCUCCAGCAAAACCGGCCACAUCUCCUACUUCAUCCAAGCCUCCUGCAUGGGCUGCGAGCACAUCCUGGCCAAGAAGAGGACAUACUUGUUGAUUCAAGGGACGUCGGACUUCCACCCAGAUCAGUCGUUCCAGGACCCCCUGUUUGUGCAGACCGAGAAGAAGGUGUCCUACAACUGCUGCCGGCGGGGCAGGGUGUGCCUGCAGAUUCGGAUGGACAGGAACACCUUCAUGCCGGGGGAGAAGGUGGUGUUCACCUCGGAGAUCCACAACCAGACCAGCAAGUGCAUCCGGACGGUGGUCCUCGCCCUCUACGCCCACAUGCAGUACGAGGGCUUCACGCCCAUGGCCGAGCGGCGGUGGCGCGGGGACAGCCAUGAGCUGCUGCGGCAGGAGGCCAACACCCAGAUCGCCGCCUUCAGCAGCACCACGGUGGUCAGCACCUUCAGCCUGCCCCUCGUGCUGUCCGUGAGCAGCGCCCUGCUGGACGACCAGAUCAUGCGGACCAGCUACGAGCUGGUGGUCACCGUGCACCUGCCCUGGUCUCUGGCCAGCGUCAAGGCCAAGGUGCCCAUCGUCAUCACCAGCAUGCCCGCCGAGUCUUCCAGCUGCCAGCUCUCCCUUGGCGGAGAGCCGGGACCCACUGGAUCACAUGCCCAGACUUCUAGAUACUAAAGCUUAUCUGACUCUACCAGGGACUUUGUCUUGUUUUU
This is a messenger RNA of Marmota flaviventris (yellow-bellied marmot), 1037 nucleotides long. It is a transcript of the gene Arrdc5, whose product is annotated as arrestin domain containing 5. Gene Ontology annotation, biological process: protein transport. The record is from RefSeq and is a predicted model, not a curated record. NCBI's taxonomy places the organism in Eukaryota, Metazoa, Chordata, Mammalia, Rodentia, Sciuridae. Gene Ontology annotation, cellular component: endosome; cytoplasm; plasma membrane.